AAUAUUUUGCCGUUUGCAAACCUAGCUACCUCGCUAUUUCAUUUUCAUUCUUGCCUCUUGUUUCCUCUCUUAGUUACAUUGGAAUUUAGUUUUCAUUCCUCCUUCUCUCAUGCCUUAAAAACUUAGCCAUUGCCUACUUUUUGUACUUUUUGCCACUGAUGAGGACUGCAGAGCUGUCGAAACGUUUGGCCAAAAAAGUUUUCUGACUAGUGUUAGUAGAUAGAAUUCAUAGAGAAUGCAAUAUCCUAGUCAACCAAGUAUACUUACAGUUAAUGUUUUCUUGCAGCCCACAAUAGAUGUUUUAUACAUGCUGAUGAAUUCAGUUCGGCAACUAAAGGUAGCAUUAAUGCCGGAAGCUCAGGAAGGUUUUGAGGAUCACUCUGUGAGGCAAAGCUCUGGAGUUAAUGUGUUCCUUGGUUCUGUAUGUCUUGAAGUACCACAGUUUUUGUCAACACUGGUGGAGAAGCUAUGUAUGAAGGCAUUUCUGUCUUGGAGUUUGCUUCCUAAGCAUGAAGACGAGGGAAUAGUUUCACAAGAUAUUCUUGUCUGCGGCAAGUUUAAGGAGCUAGUGACCCUACUGCAUUCUGCGGGACUGUUUGACACAUUAAUGGCUUUUCCGUUAAAGCAAUUUGUUCAAAAACAGCGUGAGCUGUUUAGUUUUCAUGUGGUGCGACAUAUCCUGCAGAGUGGAGACUUGAUGUGCAAGAUCGACCUGAAUUAGGCGCAUUUUGUGAUAGCUGUUUGCAGAGAGCACUUGCCUCUUUUGUGUUUCAUUUGGUGUUCACAGAUGUAUCAGUUUUCCGUCAGUUUUGUGUAGCAUCAAAGGUCCUGCGACCUGUAGAGGUUUCUGUAGGAGUGAGGUGUAUAUAUUUGGCGACGGGAGCGAGUCAACCUAGUCAUUGCAACAGGCCGGAGAUAUGACACAUACCAUAAUGUUCUACGUGACUCUAGAUAACGGCCAAGUCCAAUUCAAAAUGAAAAGCACUGACGCGCACGCGUGAGUAAACGCAUGCGCCGUACCACUAAUUGAUGGGCUGGGUUUAGUUUAGCUGUUAUUCGUGGUCUUUUGCCAGCUCCCGCAGAGUCUGACGCGGGCUAACUACACUAUUAGAUAGCAUGCGAGAGGCGAUACACGCCCUGCGUUGCAUCUUCUGGUGCC
Messenger RNA from Geodia barretti, 1159 nucleotides. The record is from the annotation of a GenBank genome assembly. Lineage: Eukaryota; Metazoa; Porifera; Demospongiae; Tetractinellida; Geodiidae.